Messenger RNA from Abrus precatorius (Indian licorice), 1664 nucleotides. Its product is annotated as probable protein S-acyltransferase 7. The record is from RefSeq and is a predicted model, not a curated record. Gene Ontology annotation, molecular function: protein-cysteine S-palmitoyltransferase activity. NCBI's taxonomy places the organism in Eukaryota, Viridiplantae, Streptophyta, Magnoliopsida, Fabales, Fabaceae. Bases 117 to 1430 code for a protein of 437 amino acids. The transcript has 5 exons. Gene Ontology annotation, biological process: peptidyl-L-cysteine S-palmitoylation; protein targeting to membrane. Gene Ontology annotation, cellular component: Golgi apparatus; endoplasmic reticulum.
UGCAAUAAACAGUUUUCAAAUUUUUAAGAAAAAAAUAGGUGAGAGAAUAAUUUGCCUUUCCCUCCAUUCAACGUGGUAAUUAUCGUGAUUGAAUCUUCGCAUACAAAUCAGAAGUAAUGUAUGCAGCGCCGCCUCCGGCGCCGGCGAUCUCGGACGGCGGCGUUGCCGGAGAUCCCGCUGGUCCUUCGCUGGUCAGAACAUACCGCACCUGGAAAGGCAAUAAUGAAUUUUUUCUUCAGGGGAGGCUUAUAUUUGGACCUGAUGGGAAAUCUAUAUUUUUGACAAUCUUUCUUAUCGUUGCCCCUGUUGCUGCUUUCACUGCUUUUGUGGCUGUGAAUUUGUUGGAUGAUUUUCCUUAUCACUCGGGAUAUUCAAUAUUGAUCGUAGUUAUUGUUCACACAAUGUUUGUUCUGAUCACACUUCUACUGACCUCAGGAAGAGAUCCUGGCAUAGUGCCUCGCAAUGCUUAUCCUCCAAUGCUAGAUGAAAGUGAUGGGAGUUUCCAUAUCAACAAUGAACAAAACCCACGGCAACAUUUGCCACGAGCAAAGGAAAUAAUUGUGAAUGGAGUAUCUGUGAAGAUAAAAUAUUGUGACACCUGCAUGCUGUAUAGACCUCCCCGCUGUUCUCAUUGUUCAGUGUGUGAUAACUGUGUGGAACGAUUUGAUCAUCACUGCCCAUGGGUGGGUCAGUGCAUUGGAUUGCGAAAUUACCGGUUCUACUACAUGUUCGUUUUCUCUGCAACACUUCUUUGCUUCUAUAUUCAUGGAUUUUGCUGGGUCUACAUUGCGAAGAUCAUGGACUCACAUGAAGUAUCAAUUUGGAAAGCAAUGAUCAAAACUCCUGCUUCCAUUGCACUCAUAAUAUACAGCUUCAUUUCAGUUUGGUUUGUUGGUGGCCUCACUGUUUUCCAUACAUAUCUAAUCAGCACAAAUCAGUCUACAUAUGAAAAUUUUAGAUACAGGUACGACGAACAAGUCAACCCUUAUGACAAAGGGAUAGUUAAGAACUUCAAAGAAAUAUUCUGCUCUGCCAUUCCACCAUCCAAGAACAACUUCAGGUCUAAGAUUCCACUUCCAAAGGAAAUAUCAGAUUCAUCUAGAAGAAGGGUUGUUGAAUCCCUGAGCCCUAUGGUGAGAAAAACAGAAGAUGAUAUAGAACUAGGGGUGCCAGUUUACAAUGAGGUUGAGGAGGAAAGUGACUAUAAAGAUGAAUUUAGCAAUGAUGAGGAACUUGGCAAGGGUAGUGAGAUAAGUGACAUGUCCGUGGAUUUAAGUAGGAUACUUCACACGGAAGGGGGGCAGAGACAAGUUGCUUCAAUUCUAAGGCACUCAUUGUGGGAAAGGAGCAGCAGAAAGUGGGACGCAAGUCCUAAAGUUCAGGACAGGAUCACCAGUGACAGUAGUGAUGAGCCUAGUGGUGGCAACUAAACAAAAGCGGCUCCAUAAAUGUAAGAAAUUCAAAGAUGUAAAUUAAAAUGGAUUUUCGAAUGUGUGUGCUCAUAGUAAAUUUUUAUUAGAAAUUAUAAUAUUUAACAGAAUCCAAUACAUCGACAACAUUAAAUGAUACAAUUUUUAAUUAAAAAUUUGUUAUUUAUUAAAUUUUUAUUCUGUAUCUUUGGACACAUUAGAAAAAGUAAAAUUAAAAUUACAAAGUUGGUUGGG